AUGACUAACAAUGAGGCUGAGUACGAAGCUGUGAUUGCAAGAUUGAAGCUAGCCCUCAAAUAUGGUGCCUGGCGACUUGUCAUCCACUGUGACUCCCAACUCGUGGUGAACCAAGUCAUCGGGACUUUCCAGAUCAAAGAACAGAGGCUACAAAGGUACCAGUCAGAAAUCCACAAGCUACUGCCAGAGUUCGACGAGUGUCGCCUCGUCCAGAUACUCAGGGCACAGAAUAUCGAAGCAAAUGGCCUUGCUAAACUGGCUGCGGCCACCAAGAAUAUCAACAAAGAGAACGUGACACACCUUCAUUCUGAAAUCGACCAUGUUGAGAAGCUCGAGGAAGCUAAAGGGCUAUGGCCCGAACUACUACCUGAUGUGUUAUGGGCAUACCGCAUUACGCCGAAAUCCAUCACAGGAGAAACGCCAUACUCACUGGUCUACGGGACCGACGCAGUCAUACCCGUUGAGGUCAGGGAACCUAGCCUAAGAUACUCCAACGUAAGUGGGGCAGAUAACGACGAAAGUAGGCUACAAGAAUUAGACAAAGCCGAAGAACGAAGAGACAUGGCCCACGUAAGAAUGGUAGCCCAGAAGCAGCAAGUAGAAAGAUACUACAACAAGAAAGCCAAGGUACGAUCACUCAAAGUGGACGAUUACGUCCUCAAAACCAAAACACAGGCAUCAAAGGAUCCAAAUGAAGCAAAGUUAGGAACAAACUGGGACUGA
This is a messenger RNA of Nicotiana tabacum (common tobacco), 723 nucleotides long. The record is from RefSeq and is a predicted model, not a curated record. NCBI's taxonomy places the organism in Eukaryota, Viridiplantae, Streptophyta, Magnoliopsida, Solanales, Solanaceae.